CCCCCCCCGCCACUUACUUUUAUCCUUCAUAGCCAACCCUUUUGAGGAACAAAGCAUGUCUGCAUGCAAUCAAAGCGUUGAAAAAGAGAAUAAUAAGAGAGAUAGGACUGUUGUGUACAAGUUCGAUUGAAAUAUUUAUCGUUAUAGAAUAUUCAAGAGAAUAGAGAGGCUUUAUGGGUUUUGAACAAAAGGGAAUUUGAAAAUUGAGAGAGGGAGGAAAAUGGAGAGGGAAAGGAAAAGUAGGGAGGAAUUUGUAGCGAAAAAGUUGAGAGGCGGGAAUUCGGUGGUGAAAAGAGAGGGAAAUUGUACUCCAUCCCCUACAUGGAAAUUUGGGUUAAUUCAACCUGAUGGUUCUCUAGUUCAAGAUUUCAAUUUCCCCCCAAACACUACUCUUUCUGCUAGAAAACUUGGUGCCAAUCUUUGGGAGGUACAACCACACCUCACCGUUAAGAUGAACAGAAAUGGAACUAAGGAUAAUCAUCAAAAAUUUGAGGAAUUUAAGGCUUCAAAGCAGUUGUCUGAAUCCCCUGAUAGAUCCCCAGAGCAGGCAACGAGCAGCAGUGGUUUGAAAAACCACGUUUCAGCAUUAAUGACACAACUUGAUCAGAGGCAUAAUGUUCAACAGCCUGAUUCCACUGCUAGUUACUGUAGCUCAAUGGAGAUGGCUCCUUACAGACCGCCCCGCUCCCCAAAUAGUUCUUUGGACUCCAAGGGUAAAUUAGGCAAGCCAAGUUAUAGCCUCCAAACAUCCACUGAGUUGCUUAAAGUACUCAAUAGGAUUUGGAAACUUGAAGAAAAGCAUGCAGUAAAUACAACUUUAAUAGAAACAUUGAAAAGGGAACUGGAUCGCUCAAAUGCACGGGUUAAAAAAUUACUGCAAGAGAAGAAAAGAGAUCAAUGGGAAAUUGCUGAGUUGAUGAAGGAAAUAACGGAAGAUAAAGUUCCGAGGAAAUACAAGGAGCAACAUCAAAUGAAAAAUGCAUUUGAGUCCAUUGGGCAUGAGUUAGAGGACGAACGAAAAUUAAGGAAACAUUCAGAAAAUCUUCAUUGCAAGCUAUCUCUGGAACUUUCAGAAGUGAAAUCUUUGUUCUCCAAUGCUUUGAACGAACUUAAACAGGAGAGAAAUGCACGGAUAUUGCUAGAAGAUCUGUGUGAUGAGUUUGCAAAAGGAAUAAGAGAUUAUGAACAAGAGAUACGGUUGUCGAGGCAGAAAUCUCAUGAGAAUCAAAUUGGAAAGGAUGGGAAUGAUCGAUUGAUUCUUCAUAUUUCUGAAGCCUGGUUAGAUGAAAGAAUACAGAUGAAGCUAGCAGAUGCUCGUGAUGUUACAGAAAAACCUUCAGUUUUGGACAAGUUGAGAUUUGAAAUCGAAACCUUUCUUCGAGCAAAACAAUCUGGAAAUUCUGAAAUUAAUGAUUUUCAAUCCACGGAAAAGCCAAGGGAAAGUAACUUAUGCAGGCGUUCUUCAGAAUCUCAAUUCAAUAAAGUGGUAAGUUUGAAGCAAGGAAAUGACAGCGCCAAGCAACCAGCAGAAAUCAUUUCAGACAGUCGUCUGAAAUCAACAGAAAAAUCAAAACCGAUAAAGAAAAAGGUAGUUUCUAGAGAAGUCAAGGGUUCUGAUCCGUCCAGACUGCAACUGCAGUCUGAAGAACAAGUUAUGCACGAUCAACAUUACGUGAAUGAGGAACCAGCUAAAGAAAACCUAGACGAAAAGACCAAUAAUUUGCCAAAUGACUUAAUCAGAAAUCCUUCUUUGGCAUCGGAAGGUAAGAAACUUCAUAAUGGGAAUGAUUAUAUGGAAAGUUCUUUUGAUCCCUCUACAUUUACUGGUCCUUCCAGUCCCGUGCUAAAGUGGACGUCCGAGGUAAAAGCUGCAGAUCCCAACACGUCGGUAUCUUUCUCGAGAUGGCCUCGAAGCUUCAAGCCAAAUACUUUGCAGGCGAAGUUGCUGGAAGCACGGUUAGAGGGUCAACAACCUUGUGCUCAAGUUUCCAAAGGUUUGUCUCAAGCCGGCUAAACUACAACAUGAUACAUACUCAAAAGAGUUGUUGAAACUGUAAAUGAGAAUAACCUCUCUCUGUACAUGGUUGUAGGAAGUGAUCGAAUCCAUGUCCUAUCUCCUAGUCACUGUGGUAAAAAAACUUGUUACACCUUGCAGGAUCUUGUAGUAGAGAGAUUUUAUGUAAUAACAUUUUUGGCUCUAUGAUAAUUUUGUCAAGAAUAUGUAGUUAACGUUUUCUGCUGUUUUGGACAGAUAUGUGUCGAAUUAGUUAUUUCAAGGAUACGAUCUUCUUGACGUCUCCAAAAGUGUCACCUUUGUUAAAGUAAUAAGUUAAUUAGGUUACGGGUAGUUUAGUCUUAUUAUGUUUCCUUAGUUUUGCACUAUAUAAACCAUUGUAAUCUUACAUUAUGCAAUCAAGUUUGGAGGCUGCUAUCAA
Messenger RNA from Olea europaea var. sylvestris, 2435 nucleotides. RefSeq lists its product as uncharacterized. Lineage: Eukaryota; Viridiplantae; Streptophyta; Magnoliopsida; Lamiales; Oleaceae. The record is from RefSeq and is a predicted model, not a curated record. The transcript is spliced from 3 exons. Bases 221 to 2014 code for a protein of 597 amino acids.